AACGAGCAUGAAAGUAACUGUGUGUUUCGACAACGUCAGAGUGGUGGUCCCUUGUGGGGAUGGAACCCUAUUGGUUAAAGAUUUAAUGCAUGAGGCUAUUCUAAGGUAUAAAAAGGCAACCGGAAAAAAUGAUAAUGCAUUAACUGUAAAUAGUUUGUCCUCCUUAACUGGAGGUGGUCUGUUGGAUCCAGAUGAUAGGUUAUGUGAUGUAGCCGAUGACAGAGAGCAGAUUGUUGCUCAUUUUGUGAAUACUGAUGUCACACAUGCUGGUGGUGAUGGAGCAAGUUCAGUUGGAACAAAUAGCCCUGAUUUUUGUCAUCCAGAUAGCAAAGAGCAAGCUUACACAAUUGAUACACAUUCCUCUAUUCCUAUAAGCGGUAUUAAAAGGGAAAGUAGUAAAAGAUUGUCGAUGCAUGCACUGUCAACCAGAGAGCCUUAUUUAACCACAUACUCUGCUCAGUCACUUCCCAGAGAGUCUCGGCGUAGAGAACCACUGGGACAAGAUGCCAAAGUGUCAUUUAACUAUGCAAAUGCUAAUAUAGAACCAGGAGAUCAAGGAGAGAUUCGAGAAAUUGUGAUAAAGAAUGAAGCAGGACCACUGGGGCUUCAUGUGGUGCCAUGUUAUGACUUGUUGGGUAAUGAUCAAGGCCUUAGAGUCGAAGGUAUUGAACCGAAUGGCAGAAUUGCUAAAGAUGGGCAAAUUGACCUGCAUGAUAAGAUCAUUAAAAUAAAUGGUCACAAUCUGUUACAUAUUCCAUUUUCUAAAGUGCAAGAGAUCUUUCGUACCUGUAUGACAGAACCAUGUUUGCAAAUUUCUGUAGUAAAACAUAAGAAACCACAUGAAAAAUCAUUGCAUAAAAAUCAUGGCAAUACUAGUGGAGGAUCAGAAAGAGAAAUUGAUGACAAUGUUAAAAGACUUCAAUGUAGUAAUUAUAAUUUGCUGCAGACAGCUAAUACCCGUAAAAUUGGACGUAUGAUAGAGAUAGAAUUAACAAAAGGUAGCAAUGGCCUUGGAUUUAGUGUCACAACACGUGAUAAUCCUGCAGGAGGUCAUUGUCCUAUAUAUAUUAAGAAUAUAUUACCAAAAGGUGCUGCAGUUGAAGAUGGUAGAUUAAGGCCUGGAGAUAGACUAUUGGAAGUAAAUAAUAAAGAAAUGACUGGUAAAAGUCAAGCAGAAGUGGUUUCACUUCUUAGAAGUAUUUCACCUGGUGGAAAGGUAAGAAUGGUGGUGUCACGCCAAGAAGAAAUUUCCUCCAGUAUUUCAGAUCCUCAUUCUCAUAGUACUUCUCUAAAUCAAGCCUCAGAAGCUAGAGAUAAUUCAAAAUAUUGGAAUACAUUGAAUACGUCGCCUAUAAAAAAGAAUACCGAAAUGCAAGACAAACUUAAUACCCAUAGUUAUGAUAAGUGCACUUUUAAAUCAGUGAAGUCUCCAUCAGAAGAUAUUGUCUUAUCACCGCGUAAAAAUCGUAUGAUAUUAACUUUAGACAUACCAGUACAUGAUUCAGAGAAAGCAGGAUUAGGUGUUAGUGUUAAGGGAAAGACUACUAACACAGAUGAAAACACUAACAUGGAUCUAGGAAUUUUUAUUAAAAGUGUUAUUCAUGGAGGUGCAGCCUCCAGAGAUGGAAGAUUGAGGACCAAUGAUCAAUUGCUCAAUAUUAAUGGAGUAUCAUUAUUAGGAUUAUCAAACUCAGAUGCAAUGGAGACAUUGAGAAGAGCAAUGCUCAAUACAAACAGUCCUGUAACUGGGGUGAUCACUCUGACAAUAGCCAGGAGGAUAUCUUCCUACGAUAAAAACUUAUCAGAAAAUCUGUCCUCUCAGUGUAAAUUGGAAUCAGCUAACAGUAUAUAUAUUUCUGAUACCACGAAAGCCAGUGAGGGCAGAGUAAAGGAAAAGAAUAGCUUGAACUCUCAGACGGAUAUUUUAGAUAAUGGCGGAUUACUGUCUUGUGUGACCGCCUCUCCAUGGAAUCCAGUUAUCGAUAGAUUAACCGAGCAGUAUAAUAAGAAUAGUUUAAGGAAUGAAAGUUAUUGCAUUGCUACUAAUAAAACGUGGAUAGAACCUGUGAGCAAUGUGAAGAAGAUAACGAUAGGACAGCGCGAUGAUCGUGCGGAACCAGUAUUGCUAGAAGACUCCAAUGAUCCACAGUGCAAUGAAGCUAAACGAAACGCAGACGAUAAAGAUAGUCAGUAUUCCGGAGAUCCGACUUACGAUAGUCAAUUGUCCUUGGAGGAAUUUAGUUCCAAUAAGUUUUCCCGCGAUGGUUUAGGUAGACAGAGUAUGUCAGAGAAACGACAUGCUGCUUUAGAUGCCAAGAACACAGAUACUUAUAAGCGAAAUAAAAAAUUACGGGAAGGACGUGAGAACAAGAAUCAAGAACAAGCGAAUCAGAAACAUUCGAGUCAGUCGUUCGAUUCGGAAGAUCCAACCAAAAGGGCAUAUAAAUCGGACACUUACGACAAGAAUAAAAAUAAGAGCACUGUCGAGGGCAGUACGGCAACUGAAAGCAGUAUGAAACGAUACGAGAAGUCCGUGGAUCCUGCUCAAUCGGAAUAUGUAUACACUAUACAUGGUUGUAAUAAUAAGUAUACUUCACCGAGGAAGCACUGGCUUGUCGAUGAUGUACAUGGCGAGAUAACAAGUAGCAAUAAUUUUAAAGACGGUCGCGAGGGUUUUCCAAAUAGUCGGGGGGACGUGAAACAAGCGUCUCUCAAUUCUGCUUUAGAUGAUCGAUACAAACGUUCGCGAAAGAAAGGUGGCAUACGUUCGAUGCUUCGAUUAGGGAAGAAUAGAAAAUCGCUCAAUUUCGGUGAUAGUAUAGAAGCUCAUCACGAAUCCACGCUUCAGUUAACUCCAAAUCAAUUACUGUACCAACAGAAGCGUUACCGGGGCAAGAUAAACAUUAAAAAGCCAAAAAUAUAUUUUAAGAAGAGGGUACUAAACAAAUUGCUAACUCCGUUCUUUAUCAAUCCCAACGAGGAUAAAUCUCUGGAGCAAUUUUGUAUAGAGUCAGAGGAGAAAAAGAUCGAGAGACAGCUGGGGCCAUACGAUCAAAUCAUAGCGAGGGAAGUUCGUAAUUGGUUUGAUAACUCUAAAAUGGUUGUUUGCUUGCACGUGAACAGUGUAAAACAGUUGGAUGUAUUCGAUAUUAAAGUUGCAUUAUUCAAAGAAAAUAUGCAUUACAAGCGUUAUGGGGUUCAUAUUAUAAACGACGUUAUUAAAAAUUCACCUUACGAGGCUCUUGCCCCGUUAGUUAGCGAGUACACUUCGUUUGUGUUUAGUCCUGUAAUAAAUACGAUUAUGUUAGAAAAGAUUAUCAAGAAAAGUAAGAAAAUGUUCGUAAUAGGGGGAGUGUUGGAAGGACAGGUCUUGAACUGCGGUGAUUUUCUGAAAUACGGGCAAAUGGAUAUGGUGUCGGUACAGUUGGGUUUGGUUCAAGUAUUGCAGAAUGCAGGAGGCCUUAACCUGAAUCGACAACUCACGCAUCAUCAGACAAUGUUGGUGUCACGGUUGAAACAGAUCGGUACAAAUGAAACAACUUCUGACGAUAAGAAA
Molecule: messenger RNA, 3556 nt
Organism: Heterotrigona itama
Lineage: Eukaryota; Metazoa; Arthropoda; Insecta; Hymenoptera; Apidae
Source: the annotation of a GenBank genome assembly